Molecule: messenger RNA, 488 nt
Organism: Asparagus officinalis (garden asparagus)
Lineage: Eukaryota; Viridiplantae; Streptophyta; Magnoliopsida; Asparagales; Asparagaceae
Product: 2-oxoglutarate-dependent dioxygenase AOP2-like
Exons: 1
Coding region: 87-488 (133 amino acids)
Source: RefSeq, a predicted model, not a curated record
GACAACAUUGCAAUCUAAAUCUACACAAACGCAUCUGAGAAGAAAAAAAGCACUGAGAAAUUAAUCGAUUCAUCAAGAAUCACCCAAUGGAGGAUACUCUUUCAUCUUCAUCGCUGCUUCCUCACAUUGAUCUCACCAAGGAUCCAAAGGCUCUGGAGCCAGGGACUCCUCAAUGGGAGGCCACAUCCCGGGACAUCCGCCAAGCCCUGGAGACCUACGGCUGCUUCUUGGUGGACUAUGACUCCGUCUCCCGCGAGCUGCGGGAGGCUAUGUUUGAGGAGAUGGAGUCUCUGUUUGCUCUUCCGGCCGAGACUAAGCGCAAGGCGGCCGAGGGAUUACCGCGGACAUCUGUGGUGUUGCCCGGACAAGAUCCAGACGCGUACGCGCCACUGCACCAAGUGCUCACUACUGUGGGCGUGCAGGAGCCUGAGGUUGCUCAGGCUCUGACGGAAUUAUUGUGGCCUGAUGGCAACGACAAAUUCCGGUAA